AUGGGAGGGGCUCCUGCUACUAUCAAGUGCUAUCAGAGUUGUGAAUCGGGUCACUGUUCCAAUGAAUAUGAUUUUCCUGCUAUGUUGGGAUUGAAAUUGUCUUCUAUGGAUGGUACUAUGGAAAUAGAUACUCGUGCUAGUGGUUUUUUUACUACUAGCUUUGUGUGUAAGGGAUGUCCUUUGACUAUCUUUGAUAAGAGUUUUAUGAUGGAUUUGGUGUGUCUACCCUUGCACCAAAUCGAUGUGAUUCUUGGAAUGAACUGGUUGGAUUUCAACUAUGUUCAUAUCAAAUGUUACAAUAAGACGUUAAGGUUCCCCAAGUUUGGGGAUAAUGGAGAGAAUUUGUUGUUGACUGCUAAGCAAGUGAGUGAAUGCAUUAGAGACGAGGCUGUGUUGUUUGCAAUGUUUGCGUCGUUACAAAGUGACCAUGAAUCUGUAAGUGUUAAACUUUCGGUUGUUUUUGAGAUUCUAGAGGUGUUUCCGGAUGAUAUAAGUGAUUUUCCUCUAGAACGUGAAGUAGAGUUUUCUAUAGAGUUGAUGUCAAGUCAAGUCUAG
Molecule: messenger RNA, 555 nt
Organism: Vicia villosa (hairy vetch)
Lineage: Eukaryota; Viridiplantae; Streptophyta; Magnoliopsida; Fabales; Fabaceae
Exons: 2
Coding region: 1-555 (184 amino acids)
Source: RefSeq, a predicted model, not a curated record